Molecule: messenger RNA, 2033 nt
Organism: Candoia aspera
Lineage: Eukaryota; Metazoa; Chordata; Lepidosauria; Squamata; Candoiidae
Gene: WDR76
Product: WD repeat domain 76
Exons: 12
Coding region: 1-2001 (666 amino acids)
Biological process (GO): regulation of DNA damage checkpoint
Cellular component (GO): nucleus
Molecular function (GO): DNA binding; protein binding
Source: RefSeq, a predicted model, not a curated record
AUGUGCUGGCAGCGCCCAGCAAAGCGGUUUGCCAGGCCUCCCCCGCGGUCGCCAGUUUCGGCCGGGAGUCUUCUCCGGGGCCAGAAGGUCGGCCUCGAGGAGGGCCGGGAGCCCCCCGGGCGCCUCCGGUCAGGGAAAGCGGGGGCGAGGAGGCUCCCCGAGGGCCCUCAGCCCGGCCGCUCGCGGGAAGGGCGCCGGAGGCUGCCGGUCGGGGCCCGCCUCCCACCCGGCAGCCGCCGCUCGCCCCUGCUCCUCUUCCGCGCGGGCCUCGCCUCGCCGCCCCCGGGGCCUUCCCGCGAGAGACCCCCGGCCCUGCCUCCAAGCAGGACGCCGCGCGAGCCGCUGCGGGGGCGGGGCGGCGGGCGGAGCGGCGCCGCGCGGCCCAUGGCGGAGGCGCAGGCGGGCGCGGGCCGGGGGAGGCGGCGAAUGGCGCGGGCGGGCGCGGGCCGGGGGAGGCGGCGAAUGGCGGGCCGCGGCGCCGCCGGGCCUCCCUCGGGGGGGCUCGAUCCCUGCCUCGACGCGGGGCCCGCGGGGGAGCCGAAGCCCCCGGGCGAUGCCGACGCGCCCGAGCCGCCGACGCGCCCCGCCCCGUCCCUGCAGCAGGCCGAGGCGGCGCCGCUGUCGGCGUACGAGAGGAAGAGGCUGAAGAACAUCUCGGAGAACGCGGCGUUCUUUGCUUCCCUGAAGCUGUUUGAGUCAGCUGCCAGACUUCGAAAAAUGACCCUGAAAAGGAAGACUCAAGGAAUAAGGAGAGUCAAAUCUCCAAAGGCAGAAACUAAGACAGCUUGUCGAAGAUCCGUGCGUUUGCAGGGAAUAGAUCCACUGGGCGUUCCCCCGCCAGAGUCAGAAGCACAGCUGGAAUCUUCUGCUGAAGAGCACGCCCGGUUGCCACCAGGACCUCAUCAAAUGGUCGCUACUGUUCAGGAGCCAGAAGCUGACACAUUCCUCAGCACAUGGGCAAAAAUAAGUCAGGUGGAGCCAAAGAAGAGUGAGAAGAAUACAUGUAACUUAGAAAGUUACAGAAUUCAUCUCCAUGGGAUGGUCCUCAGGGAAGAACAUGUUGCAAAAGUGGUGAAGAGCCGGAUUUAUUCUGUGGCUGUCCAUCCCUCAGAAAGCAGAACUCUGGUGGCAGCUGGGGACAAGUGGGGGCAGAUUGGCCUCUGGGAUUUGGACUGCAGUUUUGAAAGUGGAAGGCAUGUCUUCAUACCCCACAGCCAGCCAGUUAGCUGCCUGCACUUUUCUCCCACUAAUCCUGCUCAUCUUUUAUCUCUGAGUCAUGAUGGCACAUUACGAUGUGGGGAUGUAACCAGAAGAAUUUUUGAGGAGCUGUACAGAAACGAGAGCCACAGCCUUUCCUCCUUUGACUUCUUGGCGAGCAAUGCCUCCACUUUGGUUGUAGGCACGUGGGAUGGAAGAGUGGCCAUAGUGGACCGGAGAACCCCGCAACACUCCCCUGAGCUCUCCGCAGAUCUUCAUGCAAAGACUCGGACGGUCCACGUUCACCCUGUCAAUAGACAUUGCUUUAUGACCGCGGGGGAGAGAAACGUCACUAUUUAUGACGCUCGGCACCUGAAGAACAGAAGCCAGCCGGUGCUUGCUCUCACUGGACACACCAAGAGCGUUGCUUCAGCUUAUUUUUCACCCGUGACUGGAAACAGAGUGGUGACAACUUGUGCUGAUGAUACGCUGAGGAUCUUUGGGACCAAAUGUUUAUCAUCUUUAGCUCCUAUCCUCACAACUAUACGGCACAACAACAACACAGGCCGAUGGCUGACCAGGUUCCAAGCAGUUUGGGACCCCAAAAGGGACGACUGCUUUGUGGUGGGGAGCAUGACGCGGCCGAGACAGAUCCAGGCCUUUCACGCCAGCGGGGAACUGGUGCACUCCUUUUCCAGCGAGGAUCGUCUUAACUCUGUGUGCUCCAUCAACUCCUGGCACCCCACCAGGUAUAUUGUUGUAGGUGGAAAUUCCAGUGGCCGCCUGCAUGUCUUUAAAGAGUGAAGAGGACAGAAGAAUGCUAAGAACAAAACAGG